Messenger RNA from Vicia faba (fava bean), 4440 nucleotides. Lineage: Eukaryota; Viridiplantae; Streptophyta; Magnoliopsida; Fabales; Fabaceae. The record is from the annotation of a GenBank genome assembly.
AUGGUAAGCCAGAAUGUCAAUGACCAGCAGCGCAGAAAAAGUGACCAGAAGUGUGUCCUUAAGUUCCUAACAAUUCAUCGACCAAAGGUUAUUGUACUAGGAGCUGCCAAUGCGACCUGUAUACGGUUGAAGGAGGACAUCAAUGAGAUUAUUUCAAUGAUGUCUGAGGACAAUUUUCAAGACGUCAGUCAAGAGAUGAGUGGACCACCAGCAGUUGUAUUGGGGGACGAAGGCUUGCCGCAUCUCUAUGAAGAGUCUGAGAUAUCAACAAGCCAGUUCCCCAGACAAUAUGGCGUUGUAAAGAGAGCUGUGGCCCUUGGACGUUACCUUCUAAAUCCACUGGCAAUGGUUGCAACACUCUGUGGAGUCAAUAAAGAGGUAUCAUCUUGGAAAUUAAACCCUCUGGAGAGAUUCCUAUCAACUGAUGAGAAAAUGGAGAUGAUUGAAUGGAUCAUGAUAGAUAUUACUAACCAAGUAGGUAUAGACAUAAAUAUGGGAAUUAGACAUGAGUGGCUGUUGGCACCUUUGCUGUUUGUUUCUGGUCUUGGACCCACGAAAGCUGGUGUUUUGCACAGAGAACUACUUGGAGGUACAGAUGUGAGAAAUCGGAAGGACUUGGCCAAAUUUGGACUGAACACAAAAAGGGUUUUCUGCAAUGCUGUUGGUUUUUUACAGGUUUCUUGUGAUGAACCGAAUUUUAUUGAUACUGCUGGCAAUAUCCUUGACCGUACAAGAAUUCAUCCAGAGUCAUAUAGUCUUGCUGAGGAAUUAGCUAAAGCUGUUGUUACUAUAGAUUAUGCUGAUGCCAAUGAUACCCAACUGAAUGCAAUUGAAUGUAUUCAAAAUGAUCCAAAACUGCUAGAGAGUUUUGAUCUUAAUGAAUAUGCUGAUAGAAUGGAAACUGAAAAAGGUGAAUACAAAAGAGUUACUCUUUUUGACAUAAAGAUGGAACUAGUCCAUGGUUUUAAAGAUCCCAGAAGCCCUUAUCAGGAACCGACUCAAGAGGAUGAGUUCUACAUGGUAACUGGAGAAACAGGGGUUGCACUGAUUGAAGGAGAAAGAGUUCAGGCAACAGUUCGUCGUGUACUGGCUCGUCAGGCAUUCUGCGUGCUUGAAUCUGGAAUAUCUGGAGUACUGUUUAAGGAGGACUUUUCAGAUGAUAUUGGGGAUUUACCGUUGACAGAAAAAUUGCGCGAAGGCGUUGUGCUGAAAUGCAAGGUCAAACUAAUUGAUAAGAGUAGAUGCCAGGUUAAUCUGACAUGUAAAGUGAGUGAGUUGAAGAGUGUUGGUGAUCAAAGUUUCCACGACAUGGAUCCCUAUUAUUGUCAAGGGAACAUCAACUUGCUAAGUCAAAAAGAGUCGACAGACAAAAAGGAUGUAAAUAAAAAUUUCUUGUCGAGAAAAAUUUCUCAUCCCCAUUUUCAGAAUAUAACUGCAGAUCUGGCAAAGGAGUUCCUUGCAGAUAAGGCCGUUGGGGAAUAUAUUUUCCACCCAAGUUCAAGGGGUCUAUGUUAUUUGACCCUAUCUCUUAAAUUUUUUGAUGCACUUUAUGUACACAAAGACAUUUUGGAAGGUGGGAAGAGUGAUGAUAUGGAUAGCUUGGUUGAACUUGGAAGGACAUUAAAAGUAGGAGAUGAAAUAUUUGAGAGCAUAGACAAGGUUAUUGAGCUCUAUGUCAACCCAUUGGUAGUUCAUCUGAAAGAUUUGAUUAAUUUCCGAAAAUUUAAGAGGGGUACCAAAGCUGAAGUUGACGAACUGUUGAAACACGAGAAGGAGGAAUAUCCAAACAGGAUACCAUAUGGCAUUGGCAUUUCAUACGAGCAUCCUGGUGUUUUUAUAUUGUUUUACAUUAGAAGUACAAAUCCGCAUCAUGAGUUUAUUGCAAUUCAUCCAAAAGGAUUCAAAUUCAGGAAGCAAAUAUUCAACAAUGUUGAGCAGCUGAUGGCAUAUUUUCAAAAUCAUAUCAAUGAUACACGAGCAAAAGACCAAUCAAAAGAUUACAAUGACAGUGGGGGUGGCCGCGGCCGCGGUCGUGGUCGUGGUGGAGGUGGUGGCUCAUGCUACAAAUGUGGUGAGUCGGGUCACAUGGCUAGGGAGUGCACUCAGGAGGGCGGUGGAGGUGGGGGGAGGGGUGGUGGUGGUGGAACAUGCUACAAGUGUGGUGAGUCAGGUCACAUGGCUAGGGAGUGCACUCAGGAGGGUGGUGGAGGUGGAGGGAGGGGCGGUGGUGGUGGAACAUGCUACAAAUGUGGUGAGUCAGGUCACAUGGCUAGGGAGUGCACUCAGGAGGGUGGUGGAGGUGGAGGGAGGGGCGGUGGUGGUGGAACAUGCUACAAAUGUGGUGAGUCAGGUCACAUGGCUAGGGAAUGCACACAAGAGGGUAGUGGAGGUGGAGGGAGGGGUGGCAGCAGUGGUGGAACAUGCUACAAAUGUGGUGAAUCGGGUCACAUGGCUAGGGAGUGUACUCAAGAGGGUGGCGGAGGUGGAGGGAGAGGUGGUGCUGGAACAUGCUACAAAUGUGGUGAGUCGGGUCAUAUGGCUAGGGAAUGCACUCAGGAAGGUGGCGGAGGUGGUGGUAGAGGCGGCGGUGGUGGAACAUGUUACAAAUGUGGUGAGUCAGGUCACAUGGCUAGGGAAUGCACUCAAGAGAGUGGUGGAGGUGGGGGAUGGAGCAGCAAUGGUGGACAUAGAGGUGGAAGAGGCCGUGGCCGUGGCCGUGGUUCUAGCUAUAGUUCUUUAUCUCAUGAUGAUAGCGUUGAUGUCAAUGAUGGGGGUGGGUUUGGUACUUCAAGUGGCGGGGGUGGAUGGGGAGGAACUGGUGGUGGGGGUGGAUGGGGAAGAACUGGUGGUGGGGGUGGAUGGGGAGGGACUGGUGGUAAAAGUUGGGGUGGAAAUAGUACAAAUGAAGAAAGCAAUCCCGACAAAGGUGGUUUUGGGGUCACAGCUGCAGAUAAUGGUGGAUCUGGAAAUGAUAAUGGUAAAAGUUGGGGUGGAAAUAGUUCUAACAAAGAAAGCAACACAACAGAAGGUGGUUGGGGAGUCACAACUGGAUCUGGAAAUGAAACAGGUGGUACAAGUUGGGGUGGAAAUAAUACUAACAAAGAAAGCAAUGCAACAAAAGGUGGUUGGGGAGUCGCAGCUGGAUCUGGAAAUGAAAACGGUGGUAAAAAUUGGGGUGGAAAUAGUACCAACAAUGAAAGCAAUACAACAGGAGGCGGUUGGGGAGUCACAGCUGGAUCUGGAAAUGAAACCGGCAGUAAAAGUUGGGGCGGAAAUAGUACUAAGAAAGAGAGCAAUACAACAGAAGGUGGUUGGGGAGUCACUACUGGAUCCGGAAAUGAAAAUGGUGGUAAAAGUUGGGGUGGUAAUAGUACUAACAAUGAAAGCAAUACAACAGGAGGUGGUUGGGGAGUCGCAGCUGGAUCUGGAAAUGAAACUGGUGGUAAAAGUUGGGGCGGAAAUAGUACUAAGAAAGAGAGCAAUACAACGGAAGGUGGUUGGGGAGUCACAGCUGGAUCCGGAAAUGAAAAUGGUGGUAAAAGUUGGGGUGGUAAUAGUACUAACAAUGAAAGCAAUACAACAGGAGGUGGUUGGGGAGGCACAACUGGAUCUGGAAAUCAAAAUUCUGGAUGGAGUUCUGGUCAGGGGAAGAAUGCAGCUCCCUCUGGCGGUGAGAGUGGAUGGGGAGGGACUACUGGUGAGAGUGGAUGGGGAGGGACUGGAGGGAGUGGGGGUAAAAGUUGGGGUGGAAGUAGUACAUAUGAAGAAAAUAAUACAGCAGAAGGUGGAGGCAGUGGUGGACGAGGAAGGGGUAGAGGUGGUGGGGCGUGCUUCAAGUGUGGUGAGUCGGGUCACAUGGCUAGGGACUGCACCCAAGAGGGUGAUGGAGGUGGAGGGAGGGGUGGAGGUGGACGGGGAGGUGGUAGAGGUGGUGGGGCGUGCUUCAAAUGUGGUGAGUCCGGUCACAUGUCUAGGGAAUGCACCCAAGAGGGUGGUGGAGGCGGAGGAUGGGGAGGCGGUGGACGAGGAGGCGGAAGAGGUGGUGGGGCAUGCUUCAAGUGUGGUGAGUCAGGUCACAUGUCUAGGGACUGCACCCAGGAGGGUGGUGGAGGAGGAUGGGGAGGCGGUGGACGAGGAGGCGGAAGAGGUGGUGGGGCAUGCUUCAAGUGUGGUGAGUCAGGUCACAUGUCUAGGGAUUGCACCCAGGAGAGUGGUGGAGGUGGAGGAUGGGGAGGUGGUGGACGAGGAGGCGGAAGAGGUGGUGGGGCAUGCUUCAAGUGUGGUGUGUCGGGUCACAUGUCAAGGGAUUGCACCCAAGAGGGUGGUGGAGGUGGAGGAUGGGGAGGCGGUGGACGAGGAGGCGGAAGGGGUGGUGGGGCAUGCUUCAAAUGUGGGGUGUCUGGGCAUUUUGCGCGAGAAUGCCCAUCCAGCACUAGUUGA